AUGAACAAUAAAUAUUCUUCGCUCAAGAAGAUCAGUGCACAAGAAGAUAAGCAGAAAGAAAAAGAAAUCCUUCGGCUCCUUAAGAAAAAACGUCAUAUACUUGCUCAGAACCUCCAGUUCAGAAGGAAGGAAUGGUUAGACCAGAUCGCUAACACGGCUAAUGCAUCUAACACUGAUGGUGGAGGUAUUCCAGGAAUAGGAGAGUACCAACAAUAUUAUAAUGAAGGAGCAAUCAAACUCAUACAUCCUGACUUGAUAGAAUUUAGAGAAAGAGAACGAGAGAAAGAAAAACUUAAGAAAACUGUCCUUCCUUAUAAAUAUGAACCCGAUAAGAUCAAAUCGUUACAAUUAAUGGAGCAAUUUAAGGCAGGCCAUCUGAAGAAAGGAAGUUAUGACGCAAAAGCACCUUCAAGGAAUACAGGGUGGCUUAGGCCAAGAGUCAGGGAUAAUGAGAUCAACCCAAAGUUAAGAUAUUCAACAAAGACUGAUAAUGAGAGACUGAAAAUAUUGUUUGAGAAUACUUCAAGAAUUAACCCAGAGCCAUUAAAUACAAAGACAUUGUAUGACACUCCUUAUAGAGACUACAAGAAAUCUAAAUGAGCUUCUAAAAAGAAUUUCAAUGUUUAUAAAGGACAUAGACAAAGACAGUGGAGUGAAACUAAAAUUAUUGCAAAAGAACCAGAACCAUACACUGAAGCUUUCCGAGAGAUUGAAAGAGGCAGAGAUUCUUCUAGAGAAAUCAGUGAUAGAGUAUUCUCUGGCACCAUUCCCAGGGAUACUUGGAAAGAUAGGAUUACUAAAUCUACAUCUUUAAGAUCAUACAUGGGCAUUAUAGGAGCUAUUAAAUCUGCCUCACCAAAUAUCUCUAUCGAUCCUCAAAGAAUGAAUAUGAUAAAAAGUACUGAUGAUAUACGUAGAUUUGCAGAUUCUUCUUUCUUAAUGCAUGAAGAAGAAAAUGAACAGGAGGAAGGUAAAAACGUUGAUGAUGCUGUUGAAUAUUUACAACUACUUCAUUCUCCUAAAACUGCUCCAAUGAAGAACAAAAAUUUAAACUGGACCCAUAGUAAAAAUGCUUCUAUUCAAAAAGACAAGAUAAACGAAUCUGACAUUCACGACAAAAUCAAAUAAACUCAAGACCUACUUCAAAUCAGCACAAGGUUUCAUCGCACAAGAACGAGCCAAGCACCCUAUCCGCAACCAAGCCCUCCACAAGCCUGUUUCCCAAGUCCAUCACAUGACCCACAACUCUCAGAAUGCCUUCCAAAUGUCACCUAAUUACACUCAAAAUUCCUUCAACCCACCUACAGAGCAGGCUGUUCCCUUUUCUCCUCCUCGUGCUUCCAAAAACGGUGACUCCAGGCUAAGCGUCCCUAUGAAAACAUUGCAGAGGGAGCUUCCUUCCAUCACUGAGAGGCAACAACCCACGCUUAUUGAAGAAUGCGAAAUCGAAGAGUAAAAUCAAGGAAAUACUGAGCAAAAAUAUGCAGAAUCCUUCUAUGAAACACAAGACUAUUAUUGAUGCAUAUUUUAAAAGUUAAG
Messenger RNA from Moneuplotes crassus, 1539 nucleotides. Lineage: Eukaryota; Ciliophora; Spirotrichea; Euplotida; Euplotidae. The record is from the annotation of a GenBank genome assembly.